Carassius auratus (goldfish) is the source of this 7084-nucleotide messenger RNA. RefSeq lists its product as uncharacterized. The record is from RefSeq and is a predicted model, not a curated record. NCBI's taxonomy places the organism in Eukaryota, Metazoa, Chordata, Actinopteri, Cypriniformes, Cyprinidae. Gene Ontology annotation, biological process: DNA repair; telomere maintenance. Gene Ontology annotation, molecular function: DNA helicase activity.
UUUUAAUCUAAGCUAAUGGCAUUUUCUUGCCCCUUAAAACAGUACAUCCCAGAAAACUUGAGCAUUUUGACUUUUUUGCCAUCCACUAGAGGGCGCGUGCUGUAUUGUUCCGUUUUUUACCGGAAAGGAAGCCAUUUUCUCUACUUUCUGGUAAGAAGACUGAAACCUGAUUUUGAGAUGCCUCGCACAAAGCAAGCCCGGCGCUCCCAGGCCGCAAAGAAGAGGAUGGCAGACCGGAUGGCUGCUGAUCCUGAAGAGGCUCUGCCACCUCUUAAAAAAUUGGCAGAAGUAACAGAACGUUGUGUACAUCACAACGGGGCUAUAAAACUGGGUCAUAACAGUGGUCAUAACCGUGGUCAUAACCUUGGGCAAACAAGUGGUCAAACAAGUGGUCAAACAAGUGGUCAAACAAGUGGUCUAACAAGUGGUCUAACAAGUGGUCUAACAAGUGGUCUAACAAGUGGUCAAACAAGUGGUCUAACAAGUGGUCUAACAAGUGGUCUAACAAGUGGUCUAACAAGUGGUCUAACAAGUGGUCUAACAAGUGGUCUAAACAAUGUUGCUAAAAACACGGAUCAUAAUAGUACUGUUAACAUGACCAUGAAAGCUGUUUCUGAUUUGUGUCCACAGAAAUCGUACAUCAGUGGCUCUUUCCAUCAAGGAGAUUACCGUUUUGGCCGGAAUAGGGGAAGUCAAUGUGGUGCAAACAGUUUAACUGCAAUUAUGAUGUGUAAGAUGAAAAGUGUGUUGCAGUGGACGAGAAGUGACCUGAAUGCUGUUUUGAACCACGGAAAUGACCUGUACAGUGCCAUGAGAGACGCAGGGAAAAUCAACGAUCCUGAAUCCGGCUUCAUAGCUGUUCAUGAGCUACCAGACACACACACUCUGAAAGAUUGUCGGUUUUCAAUAAACUAUGGUGAAACAUUGACUGGCUUGUUUGGUAUCAAUAAAUAUGAUGGGGAACUACAAGGGUAUGCUAUGUCUUUUGAUGAAGCAGUAAAUCGAGCAUUCCAGAGGUUUGAUACUGUUUUAGUGAAUAUUAAGCUAACCAUAUGUGCAGCUGUCAGAGAAGGUUCCUGGUAUGCAGUGAUUGAUCCACAUUCAAGACGAGGUGAUGGCAGAUGUGUAGCUGACGGUAAGAGUGUAGUGGUUUACCAUCGUAACUUGCACUCGCUGAUCGUUCAUUUCCGAAAACUUGCCGUGUCUAUAAAUGCACGUUACCAUGAGUUUGAGGUAACUGGGGUCAACGCGGUUAUGACUGGAGAAAACCGGCCAUUCUGGCAAGUGAUCGAGAACGCUGGUCCAGCAGUAAGUGAGAGUGAAGGUGAGAAGUCGGACGUGGAAGUUGAUCAACAAAAGAGUGUUUGCUUGAAGCUAAACAUCGUAAACAUCAUAAAAGAAGACAAUAAUCCAAACGAGAUUGUUGACAUGGCUGAACCUUGUGAAACAAAAAGUAUUUUGGCCGAUGGUAAUUGCUUUUUUAGAGCAGUAGCUUUUGCUGUAAGUGGAAGUGAAGAAGAACACAGAAAAGUGAGACGGGCUGUAGUUACACACAUACUGCAAAAUGAAGAAAAGUAUGUACAGAAUCUCAGACGAGGAUACAGCUCUGUACCAGAGUACAUUGCCACAUCAAGAAUGAAAUAUGUUGGAACUUGGGCGACAGAGAUGGAAAUACAAGCAGCCAGUGAUUUAAUUGGUGUAGACAUUUUUACAUAUACUCGAGAGAAAUGGCUUAAAUAUAAAUCUUCAAACAUCUCCUCUAGACAGAGCUGUCAACACCAUGGGAUUUAUUUGAAGCAUGUGAAUAGCUGUCAUUAUGAAGUGGUUGUAUGUGUAAAAACCAACAACAAUACCUGUGCUUGCUUUUGUAAAGCAUCUUCUGAAAAAUCUGUAAAAAGGAUGAGCAUUCAAAAAUAUAAUGAAAACACAGAACACAGAGAGUCGGUCAAAAUGAUGAGCAUUCAAAAAUAUAAUGAAGACACAGAACACAGAGAGUCGGUCAAAAAGAUGAGUAUUCAAAAAUAUAAUGAAGACACAGAACACAGAGAGUCGGUCAAAAAGAUGAGUAUUCAAAAAUAUAAUGAAGACACAGAACACAGAGAGUCGGUCAAAAAGAUGAGUAUUCAAAAAUAUAAUGAAGACACAGAACACAGAGAGUCGGUCAAAAAGAUGAGCAUUCAAAAAUAUAAUGAAGACACAGAACACAGAGAGUCGGUCAAAAAGAUGAGUAUUCAAAAAUAUAAUAAAGACACAGAACACAGAGAGUCGGUCAAAAAGAUGAGCAUUCAAAAAUACAAUGAAGACACAGAACACAGAGAGUCGGUCAAAAAGAUGAGCAUUUUAAAAUAUAAUUCAAAUAAAACACACAAAGAGAUGGUUAUAAAUUACAAUGUUGAGAAAUAUAAAACUGAUUUUACUUUUGUCAAUAAUAUAAAAAUGAGAAAUGCUGAAAGACAAUAUAAAUCACAGCUAAAAAUGAAAGAGAUAGACUAUGUAAUUGAACAGUUUAAACAAAAGAUAUCUACAGGUCCUGAAUAUGUUUGUUCAGUAUGUCAUCGUUGCUGCUUUAAAAUGCAGGUAAAAAAAUGCAACAAAAAUAAAUAUCUUCAAAAAUCAAUCCAAGCUGGUUGUAUGGCAGAAAAAUGUAUUACACUGAAAUAUCUGCAUGAGUGUAAUAAAGACUGUAGAGAAAACUGUGUCUAUAAGAACAGUCCUGCUGCGUCUUUAUGGAUUUGUCACACAUGUGAUACAAAAAUCUAUGAAGGUAAAAUGCCAGCUGAAAGUGUAGCAAAUAAUCUAAGUUUGGAUCCUAUUCCCACUGAACUGAGUUCUUUAAACUCUCUUGAGCAACAUCUAAUAGGAAUGAAUAUUCCAUUCAUGAAGAUGCUGGCUUUGCCACGAGGAGGACAGAAUGGAAUUUGUGGCCCUGUCGUGUGCAUUCCAUCUAAUGUUUCAGAAGUAGUGAAUGUUUUACCAAGAUCAGAAAAUGAUUUUAUGAUACCAAUAAAGCUUAAGAGAAAACUGACAUACAAAGGGCAUUACGAGUAUAAAUUUGUGAAUAGUGAUAAAAUUAAAACAGCAUUGACAUAUUUAAAGGAGAAUAACAAAUGGUACACAGAUGUUGAGUUUAACAAGACUUGGAUUAAUCCUCUGAAUAAAAUAGAAGAGGAAUUGACUGAUGAAACUGAAAACAAUGAUAUGGAUUUGGACAAUUGUGAGGAUGUGCGUAUUAACGAAGAGCAAAACAUUGACAAUGAUGAUAAUGAGAUGAGUGAUGAAACACUUCAUGAUCGACAGCAGCAUGGUUUAUUUAUGGAUUCAUGUUUGCAGCCAGUGGACAUUGCUCAAGAGGUCUUAGAUCAACACUUUGAUGGCAUUAUGUCACUUGCACCAGCAGAAGGCAAUAAUCCAGUGAGAAUGUUAAUGGAUGAAACUAAUGAGGCCAAAUGUUUUCCAGUUUUGUUCCCAAAAGGAAAAGGCACAUUUCACGAUUCACGACCUGAGAAAUUAACACUGUCUAGGUAUUUAAACAACAGAAUUUUAAAUGCAGAUGGACGUUUUGCCCAAAACCUCGAUUACAUCUUUUAUGGACAAUAUUUGUCUGAGCUCAAUCAAAUUAUGUCUAAUGUAUCGAUUGCUUUGAGGAAAGGCUAUGAUUCAAGCAACAAAAGAAAAAUUACCUCAGAAAUGCUGACAAACAAAGAUUCACUUCAAAUGAUUUUAAAUUAUGAUGACGGUUACAAGUUUUUAAGGCCAGUGAGAGGAAGUCCUGUUUUUUGGCAAGCUGUUCAGAAGGAUUUGUUUGCAAUGGUGAGACAACUUGGGAUCCCAACAUGGUUUUGCUCAUUUUCCUCAGCUGAUUUGCGAUGGCCAGAAUUAUUGCAGUGUAUUGUGAAACAAGAGGGUUGUCAAACUCCUAUUGAUGAACUGGAUUGGUCUGAUAGAUGUGGGAUGCUGAAACGAAACCCAGUAACUGCUGCCAGAAUGUUUGAUCAUCGAUUCCACUGUUUUCUGAAAGAUGUCAUUAUGUCACCAGCUCAACCUAUUGGAAAAAUAAUAGAUUAUUUCUAUCGAAUUGAAUUUCAACAACGUGGAUCACCUCACACACAUUGUCUGUUUUGGGUUGAGAAUGCACCUCAAGUGGACAGAGAGGACGAUGAUGAAGUUGCAGCAUUUGUUGAUCGUUAUGUCACUUGUGAAAUGCCACCUGAAGAUGAAACAGAAAUGCAUGAAAUUGUGAGCACUGUCCAACAGCACAGCAAAAGACAUGCAAAAACAUGUAGAAAGAAAGGCACUAUAUGUAGAUUUAACUUUCCACGUCCAGCUAGCAAAAAUACUUUCAUUUCAAGAAACAGACAAACAGAUGAGAAUGGAAAUACAACAGAUGAUGGAAAAUGUGAAAGUAAAGACAAAAGAGUAAACUAUUCUAAAGAGAUAUCAAAAGAAUUAGCUGAAUCUAUAAUGAAAAGAGUAAGAGAAUGUUUGCUGAACACUGAUGCUGUCUUUGACUCUGUUGACUCUUUGUUUGCAUCUAUUGGUAUAAAUCAAGAGAUAUUUGAAUGCGCUUAUAACAAAAUGACAAAGAAAACAAAUGUUGUGCUAAAAAGGAAACCAAGUGAUGUGUGGGUAAAUCAGUAUAAUAAAGAUCUUUUGCGAUGCUGGAAUGCAAACAUGGACAUACAGUUUGUUGUUGAUGCUUACUCUUGCAUAGUGUAUAUAGUUUCCUACAUUUCCAAAGCAGAGAGAGAAAUGGGAUUGCUGCUGGCAAAUGCACAGAAAGAAGCACACAAAGAUGGCAAUAUGGAUGCAAAACAAGCUUUAAGAAAACUUGGAAGUGUUUUCCUUCACAAUAGAGAAGUGUCUGCCCAAGAGAGCGUUUAUCGUUUGACUAAUAUGAGAUUAAAAGAAGGAUCGAGGAAAGUGGUUUUCAUUCCAACUGGUCUUAAUACAGUAAAAAUGAGUUUACCUUUAAAUAUCAUAAAUAAAAAGGCUGAAAAGGAAGAAACUGACAAUGAUGAAAUAUGGAUGAAAAGCAUCACAGACAGAUACAGAGCUCGUCCAAAAACUCAAGACUUUACAGGAAUGUGUUUAGCGUCCUUUGCAUCAGAAUACAGAGUUCUGUCCAAAUCUGAAAAGUCAUGCACAGACCGAGUAAAACUGGAAAAUGAAAUGGGGUUUGUGAGAAAAAGAACUCGUACAGAUUUUGCAGUCGUACGAUAUGCUCGUUUUUCCCCAACUAAAAAUCCUGAAAAUUAUUAUCAAAGUAUUUUGGAGUUAUUUUUGCCUCAUAUUUUGCAAAGUCAACUGAAACCACCAAAUUUCACUUCAUAUCAGGAGUUUUAUGAGACUGGAUUUGUCACAUUGUAUAAUGAUGAACUUGAGUCAGUGAAAAUCAUAGUGGACACAAACAGGUCAAAAUUUGAAAAAGAAGCAGACAGUAUACAAAAAGCUCAAGAUGACUUAGAACAACAUGGACCGAUGGAAGACGCAUGGGCCCAAAUCUGUCCAGAAGCAGAACUUGAGCGUUUAGAAUGUCUAGAUACUAGAAAAGAACAACCAAUAGAAACAGAGGAAGGUGAUGAUGUCAUUCCUGAUCUAUUACCAAAUGUUCAUGGUUUCACAUUAGAAAAGAAUCCUUGUGCUAUGACAAAGAAAGAUGCCAUGUGUUUGCUGCGUUCUUUGAAUGAGAAACAGUCACAAAUCUUUUAUAAAGUGCGGCAGUGGUGUCUAGCAAAAGUACAAGGUGAAAACCCAGAACCAUUUCAUGUGUUCAUAUCUGGGCCUGGAGGAGUUGGAAAGUCAGUUUUGAUUAAAGCUAUGUAUUAUGAAACCUCUCGCAUUCUAUCAAAGUUAUCAGAAAACCCAGAUGAGACACAUGUGCUCUUAACAGCUCCGACCGGUGUCAGUGCCUUUAACAUUAGUGCAAAAACUAUACAUUCAACUUUCUCUAUUGGAACGAAUGCUACAUUGCCAUAUCAGCCACUUGGUGACGAAAAAAUUAAUUCCUUGAGAGCAAAAUUUGGAAAACUGCAAAUAUUAAUAAUUGAUGAAAUUUCAAUGGUUGAUCAUAAACUUUUGGCAUAUAUUCAUGGCAGAUUGAGACAAAUCAAACAAACAGGAGAUUAUUCAGCAUUUGGAAAAGUCUCAGUAAUAGCAGUCGGAGAUUUUUAUCAACUUUCUCCUGUCAAAGGAAAACCUCUUUAUACUGAACCCGUUAACGGUGUGAAUCUUUGGGAAACUCACUUUAGUUUUGUUGAACUCACAGAGAUCAUGAGGCAGAAGGACAAAGAAUUUGCUGAAUUACUAAGUCGUUUAAGACUACGUAAAAAGGAUGAACCAAUGCAUGAAGGAGAUGUUGCUAUGCUUAGAAAAUGUGAAACAGGUGAUGGUGAUGAUAGUACAGACAUCCACAUUUAUGCAACAAACAGUGAAGUUGAUGUACACAACAUACAUAUGCUGCAUAAAUUAUGCUCAGACACAGUUACUGUGAAAGCACAAGACUUUGAGAGAAAUGCUAAAACUGGCCGAAUGGAAGAAAAAGAUGGGCAUCAUUUCAGGGUUCAUAACAGCUGUUUAGAAAAAUCCCUUGAAUUAGCUAUUGAUGCUCGAAUAAUGCAUAAAAAUAUUAAUGUUUCAGACGGUCUUGUGAAUGGAAUUUUUGGCACAAUUAAAGAAUUCUGUUAUGAUGAUAAUGAAACAUUUCCCUCAAAAAUAUAUAUUGAAUUUGACAAUGAGCAAGUUGGUAAAGAAGCAAGAGCCAAACAUCCGUGUUUAAAACCUGGACUGGAGAAAGCAACACCAAUUGAACCUGAAGAAGAGAAAGUAACCAAUGAUGGUGGUGUCAGAAGGCAGUAUCCUAUCAGAUUAGCUUGGGCUUGCACAGUUCAUAAAGUACAAGGCCUAACAGUGGACAAAGCUGUUGUUUCAAUGAAAAAGAUAUUUGCUGCAGGACAAGCAUAUGUAGCAUUAAGUCGAGUGACCUCUCUUGAUGGGCUCAUCAUAGAAGAUUUCAAAGAAAACGUUAUUUUUGCAAAAGAUAACAUUGAGCAAGCACUACAAAACAUGCCUCCUUUUAUUCUUCCAU